AUGAAGGUACUAGUGGAGGUGAUAGUACCGCUCAAGAGAGUUGGGGACAAGUUCGUGGAAGCUUGUAUGGAUAUAGAGUGGGAUGCUGAUAUCUUAUCGGCUACUGCUUCUGAUGUGUUGUUUGGUGAGGAACUAAUCCAGAAUAUAUAUCGUGAGCCCAAAGAAACAGAAAACGCUGACUGUACGGGAAACACGGAGAACGCUGAGACACAAGGGACAACAAGUAUGGGCGAAAUAGAACCAGGACUCGCACAAACUGAUUGUUACACGUUCGAAUCACAGAAUCACGAUCAGGACUCUCUAUCUGAUGCUGAGAGACUCGCAGAGAUACAAAGCUAA
This is a messenger RNA of Sphaeroforma arctica JP610, 339 nucleotides long. RefSeq lists its product as hypothetical. Bases 1 to 339 code for a protein of 112 amino acids. Lineage: Eukaryota; Ichthyosporea; Ichthyophonida. The record is from RefSeq and is a predicted model, not a curated record. The transcript has a single exon.